AUUCUCGGAGAGACCUUUUAGUUAGAAAGCUGGAAGACACCUCAGUCCGCCUGAAAAAGUUGCGAAAACGUCGCCUAGCAUACACAUCUGUCACACAGGCUAUCACCGGAUGCUCGACUGACAUCGACCGUUAUCUGAUGGAGUGUUUGGUUGUGUUCUACCCCCUAGAGAUGCUUGCAUUUGCUCACUACUCUAUGGUCAGUGGUCGUCCCAAAUGCAAAGUCAACGGGAAACACGCGAACUGCUUAUAAUUUCACGGAGGCGGGAGGAGGAUCUUCAGAACAUCGAACAGUCCUUCGCACCACUAUCUGUAUCGCCUUUAUCCGGAAGCAUCGCGCCUGGCUGCGUGACACUAGUAGACGCAACAGGCCGCCGCCAAGCAAUAUCAGUGAACUGGUGCACCUCAUAUCAGCAACUCAAUUGCAUGCUCCGAGUUCUGUUUGAACGCGAUGCGGUCGAAGCCCAAAUUCAAAGACGAUAUAUAGAAGAAGAAAAGUACGAUUUGUGCAUCGACGAGGGCAAGAAAGUGACCCCACUUACAAGCCACAAAUGGUCGAGCAUUGAACCAGGCACGAAGAUUGUGAUGAGGGUUACCAUUCAACAGGAGACGUCAUCACUAUCUGGAGUCGACUAUCGAUGUCAUUUCUGCGGCGCUGUGAAUCGCCUUGGUGCCAGAUCUGUGAAAUAUGAGUCUCGAGGGCGGACUGUUUGCUCGACUGAAUGUCGAGAAUGUAAACGAUGCUUCCAGAUCACCCGUAGCUUGACGAACCCGAGAAAACGAUCCCCUCACAGUGACUCCAACCACAAGACUGACGCAGAAACGCUUCUUGUUCGCAACUUUCAUGUCCAGCAAAUUUCUGUGCGUGAUCUGGUCUUUCGACCUUCUUAGGCGACACUGACCGUGCCACGGACAUGUCCCGCUCUCAGUUGGUGCGUGAUCUGGUCUUUUGACCUUCUUAGGCAACGCUUACCGUGCCACGGCCAUGUCCCGCUCUCAGUCUGUGCGUGAUCUGGUGUUUCGACCUUCUUGGGCAACGCUGAUCGUGCCACGGCCAUGUCCCGCUCUCAGUCUGAAGUGCGUGAUC
This is a messenger RNA of Suillus fuscotomentosus, 1085 nucleotides long. RefSeq lists its product as uncharacterized. The transcript has 6 exons. The record is from RefSeq and is a predicted model, not a curated record. The coding region runs from base 215 to 889 and encodes 224 amino acids. NCBI's taxonomy places the organism in Eukaryota, Fungi, Basidiomycota, Agaricomycetes, Boletales, Suillaceae.